Molecule: messenger RNA, 2209 nt
Organism: Cebus imitator (Panamanian white-faced capuchin)
Lineage: Eukaryota; Metazoa; Chordata; Mammalia; Primates; Cebidae
Gene: GADL1
Product: glutamate decarboxylase like 1
Exons: 15
Coding region: 441-2006 (521 amino acids)
Biological process (GO): carboxylic acid metabolic process
Cellular component (GO): cytoplasm
Molecular function (GO): carboxy-lyase activity; pyridoxal phosphate binding
Source: RefSeq, a predicted model, not a curated record
UGAGGCUCUGCGAAGUGGUUACUCCAAAGAACUGGACGCUGGAAAGGUCACCUGGCCGAGAGCCACUCAUCUGCUCAGCCCAGCCUGUAUCCUGGGAGGGCUCGUAGGGGCGUACCCAGCCUUGUCCUACCCUGAUUACCCAGGCUCCGACACACUUUCCCACCCCUUCCCCGCAAAGGAGGAGACACCCUGGCCCUGGGUCAAGCCUGUGGCAACGCAGCCAGCAGCGCUCUAAAUAUUAGCAGAGAGCCGCAGCACCGGAGCCUCGGAUCGCAAAGGGAAAGGAGCGCGCGUGUCCUCGUCCCUCCCUUGGCACUAGUGUGCGCUCGGCUGCUGCCUGGUGCACCUGCCGGUCCCCGGGGGGCGCUGCCUCAGCAACCACAGUCGCCGCCCAGACUGCGGAAGCCGCGUCCGGGGCAGCGCGGAGUUGGGGAGCAGAGAUGAGCCGCGACUCGGACCGCCAGGGCCCUGUGGACGGAGAUACUGAUCAACAAGAGAUGAUUCCAAGUAAGAAGAGUGCUGUUCUUGUGGAUGGGGUUGUGCUGAAUGGCCCUAUGACAGACGCGAAAGCAGGAGAAAAAUUUGUUGAAGAGGCCUGUAGGCUAAUAAUGGAAGAGGUGGUUUUGAAGGCUACAGAUGUCAAUGAGAAGGUGUGUGAAUGGAAGCCUCCUGAACAACUGAAACAGCUUCUUGAUUUGGAGAUGAGGGACUCGGGAGAGCCACCACACAGACUAUUGGAACUCUGCCGGGAUGUCAUACGCUAUAGCGUCAAAACUAGCCACCCAAGAUUUUUCAACCAGCUGUAUGCUGGACUUGAUUAUUCCUCCUUGGUGGCCCGAUUUAUGACAGAAGCAUUGAAUCCAAGUGUUUAUACGUAUGAGGUGUCCCCAGUGUUUCUCUUAGUGGAAGAAGCGGUUCUGAAGAAAAUGAUUGAAUUUAUUGGCUGGAAAGAAGGGGAUGGAAUAUUUAACCCAGGUGGUUCAGUGUCCAAUAUGUAUGCAAUGAAUUUAGCUAGAUACAAAUAUCGUCCUGAUAUUAAGGAGAAGGGGCUGUUUGGGUUGCCAAGAUUAAUCCUUUUCACAUCUGUGGAGUGUCAUUACUCGAUGAAGAAGGCAGCCUCUUUUCUUGGGAUUGGCUCCGAGAAUGUUUGCUUUGUGGAAACAGAUGGAAGAGGUAAAAUGAUACCUGAGGAACUGGAGAAGAAAGUCUGGCAAGCCAGAAAAGAGGGGGCAGCACCGUUUCUUGUCUGCGCCACUUCUGGUACGACUGUGUUGGGAGCUUUUGACCCUCUGGAUGAAAUAGCAGACAUCUGUGAGAGGCACAGCCUUUGGCUUCAUGUGGAUGCUUCUUGGGGUGGCUCAGCUUUGAUGUCGAGGAAGCACCGCAAGCUUCUGCAUGGCAUCCACAGGGCCGAUUCUGUGGCCUGGAACCCACACAAGAUGUUGAUGGCUGGGAUCCAGUGCUGUGCUCUCCUUGUGAAAGACAAUUCUGAUCUUCUUAAAAAGUGCUACUCUGCCAAGGCAUCUUACCUCUUCCAGCAGGAUAAAUUCUACGAUGUAAGCUAUGACACAGGAGACAAGUCUAUCCAAUGCAGCAGAAGACCAGAUGCAUUCAAGUUCUGGAUGACCUGGAAGGCCCUGGGUACAUUAGGCCUUGAAGAAAGAGUUAAUCGUGCUCUGGCUUUAUCUAGGUACCUAGUAGAUGAAAUCAAGAAGAGAGAAGGAUUCAAGUUACUGAUGGAACCUGAAUAUGCCAACAUUUGCUUUUGGUACAUUCCACCGAGCCUCAGAGAGAUGAAAGAAGGACCCGAGUUCUGGGCAAAACUUAAUUUGGUGGCCCCAGCCAUUAAAGAGAGGAUGAUGAAGAAGGGAAGCUUGAUGCUGGGCUACCAGCCGCACAGGGGAAAGGUCAACUUCUUCCGCCAGGUGGUGAUCAGCCCGCAAGUGAGCCGGGAGGACAUGGACUUCCUCCUGGAUGAGAUAGACUUAUUGGGUAGAGACAUGUAGCUGUGGCUUUGGUCCCCCAGAGGCAUAGAUCCUGUCCUGGGAGAGUUUAGAUCCAAAACAUCUUGGAGAUACAUAGUAGAUUGCAGCUCUUCUGAUGAGAAAUAGGAAUUUUACCAGUCCAGGCCCAGCAAAAGCAAACAGCUAAGCAAAGAAUAUUAAAGACUCUCUAGCUGCCUUGGCAUUACUGUUGCUAAAGGAACGUU